Molecule: messenger RNA, 1335 nt
Organism: Xylaria bambusicola
Lineage: Eukaryota; Fungi; Ascomycota; Sordariomycetes; Xylariales; Xylariaceae
Exons: 1
Source: RefSeq, a predicted model, not a curated record
GGCAGAGACGCGAUCGCGACUCAGGGACAGUGGCCAUCUCAUUAAUUUGCAGGUACGGGCCACCGACGUGGGUAGGUACGGUAGCACUUGCCUGCUGGGUACAUCCGGUGCCUAUCUGGGUAGGUACAGCAGAAAGUAUCCGCUCACAGUGUCAUCAACACUGUGUCUGCUAGAUAAACAGGUGCACAGGUAGAUACCUACAUGGGUAAUCUGAAGUAAGACAUCCUUUUAUAGGUACAUACAUAAGUUCUACAUAUAUGUACGGAGUAUGUAGGUAUGACGAUUGGCUGCAAGAAAGGUGGGAUUCACAUGUUAUUUGAUGGAAUCGUCACUCUUUGCCAGGUGUCUCAAUCCUAUCAUAGCCUGCUCUUCAUCAGCCGCAGCUGCCUAUAAAUUGAACAUGACAGGGGACACCCUUCAGUACCUAGUCAAAUACAACCCACUCAUUCAGUACAAGUAUGUUCUUUCGCGAGGUCAGUGCACCUGUGAGUGCAUCUACACAUGUACCUGCCCACUGUGCAAGCUUACUCUGAAGACUGUAUGUUCUGGCUGUUUGUGUCUCCACCAGUUUGGUACGUGCUCAGUUACAGAAAGUAAAUAAACAUCGCUCGUAUGAUGAGCUCCAAGGCAGAAUUUAUCUACUGAGUGGUGUAAGCAAGGGACGCGAGGUAUAAUAAGUCUUUUUGUCGACGAUGAUGAGUCUGGAGGCAUUUGUGUUUGAUUCUACCUUUGGGGGACACUAAAGGCUCCUUUUCUGCAUUGAAGAGAGGGCUAGCAAUUCUGACGUCCAUGAUGCAUUUCCUAGUCUUCUUUUGUGUUCUAAAUCCUCAUUUCGAAUAUUCCGUGCUUUCUGUUCAUUUAUUUGAGCCCUAGAUCCUUGGCCAGCUGGCCUUUUGUCGUUGAUGGAUAGAAAUCUUUGUGCUCUUCGAAUGUCUUCACUGCUAGAUCCCUGUCGAGCUCGUUGAGCUUGCGGUACAGCGGUCUGACGUACUUCAUGCGUCCGACAGAACCCAGAAGAUCAACUACUCCCGAGAGCUCAGACUUGUCUCCGGCCUUAAGGGCGAUGAGGUAGUACGCUGUCUUCAACUCGGCAUUCUUUGACGAGCUGAGACUAUAUGUGCUUCCGAGGAGGCGGGAUCGCUCGGCAUUCAAGGGAGGCGAGAAAUUCUGAACAGCCUGUAAGAAGACGAGAAUCUGGUUUGCUGUGAACGAUUCUAAAUCCUUAGGGCUGGGUUGGUAAUCCUAGUCCUUCGUCAGUAUCGCCACAUAACACAGCAUAUCCUAUGCGCAAAGAAACGUUCAGAUAUACUUACCGCUUGCUUCCACUUAUCUGCU